Cryptomeria japonica (Japanese cedar) is the source of this 1829-nucleotide messenger RNA. RefSeq names its product maltose excess protein 1-like, chloroplastic. Gene Ontology annotation, cellular component: chloroplast envelope. The record is from RefSeq and is a predicted model, not a curated record. The transcript has 9 exons. Bases 152 to 1396 code for a protein of 414 amino acids. Gene Ontology annotation, molecular function: maltose transmembrane transporter activity. Lineage: Eukaryota; Viridiplantae; Streptophyta; Pinopsida; Cupressales; Cupressaceae.
UUGUAUUACGUGUCCCUUCACAUCUCAAUUGACAAGGUACGCCACUCAGUAAAAUAUCAGAUCAUCCGUGAAAUUAUAAAUUUUCUCACCCAAUUUAUGAGGGGGUUGAUUCUUUCGCAUCCCAGUGAAAGCGAAAGUCACAGUAGCAAUAAUGGCUUCUAUGCUCAUAUUACCACCAGUUUCUUCCUUCAGCAAUUGCUAUAAGUUUGGUGGUAGACAUGUUUUGGGUUUCAAUUCUAUUCCUACCAGGCCCAUUUUUGGCCGAAGGAUAAGUUCUAUAUGUAAUGGAAGCAGAAGCCCACAUUUGAAUGCCUGUUCUUUUCUUAAUGUUGGGAAGAAGUACAGACACCAGAUUUCAGUGGCAGCAGAUUCAAAUGCGGGAGAGGGCAUAGCAAAUGAGAACAAUAAGCAAGCGGGCGUGGAUUACAGAGAGAGCCCAUCUUAUAAACAAUGGGAUGCAUUGACAUCUACCAUUGCAGGCUGCUCUACUAUACCCUUUCUUCUUCUGCAACUCCCCCAAAUACUCCUCAAUGCUCAGAAUCUAUUGUCUGGAAACAGAAGUGCACUUCUUGCAGUGGGAUGGCUGGGACAACUAACUGGAGUGUUGGGGAAUCUCUCCUUACUUUCAUAUUUUGCGAAGAAAAGGGAGACUGGAGCUGUGGUUGUUCAGGCAGUGGGAGUCAUAUCAAUAUAUGCUGUCAUCCUCCAGCUUGCAAUAGGUGGGGCCAUGCCUUACACCCCAUUCGUUGCCACUUCUGUUGCUGUUGGCUCAGGGUUAAUUUUGAAUUUUCUCAAUUACUACAACCUUCUUAAUGCUGGCAUUUGGAAGUUCUGGGAAGAUGUUAUUACUGUUGGUGGGCUUUCUGUUCUUCCUCAGGUUAUGUGGUCGACUUUUGUUCCUUACCUGCCACAGAGUAUUUUGCCAGGAAUUUUAUCAUUUGCGGCAGCUUUAACAACUGUUAUUCUGGCCCGUUCUGGAAAACUCUCAAAAAAGGCAGUGGAAUUUGUGGGAUCAAUUUCAGGGUGGACUGCUACUCUGCUAUUUAUGUGGAUGCCGAUAGCACAAAUGUGGACAAACUAUCUCAAUCCAGAAAAUAUUCGAGGUUUGUCUGUUUAUUCAUUGUUGCUGGCAAUGAUUGGGAAUGGUCUUCUGGUUCCACGAGCCCUGUUUACUCGUGAUGUUAUGUGGUUCACAGGUUCAUCUUGGGCAGCCUUUUUAUAUGGUUGGGGAAAUAUUCUUUCUAUUUACAUUUGUGGAGGCAUUGGUGGCAUGUAUUUUUGGGCAAUCACCAGCGCUCUUCUAUUUUCAAUGGGAACAAUAUAUUGGAGGGAUGCAAAGGCUUACGGGCUGAGUUCACCAGUUGAUUCUCUUGGACAAUUAGCUUUUGGCCGAUAGCAAGUUAAGUGGGAGUCUUCUCUACCUUGAUAAUGACUACAAAAGUUGCAUUGAUUUGAGAUUCAGUUGAGAUAUGAUACAAGCAUUUGACAAGAAAUGCAUUUAGCAGUUGCAUGCUGCUGCAAGAAUGAAUGCCACUCUGGCUUGAGGGACCAUAUAUGUUUGGUUCUGAAAUUCUUCUUCAUGUUAUUGUGCAAAGGACAAGGGUGGAAAAGAAGAGACCAUUCUGUUUAAUUUCUCGUUACAAAUUUUCUUUGUUGGCCUCUGUAAGGCACACUUGUGUAGAUGGACUAUGUAGGAAUCAUUUAUAUUUUUCUUCGAUUAUGAUUCUUUGUGGAAAACGUGGAAGAUUCCUCUGUAUGCAUAAACUGGGCAUGUGUUUGUUUCUCAAGUUGAUGAUGUUGUAAAUUAAAUUUGUGUUUCAAGAUUCAAA